Messenger RNA from Gastrolobium bilobum, 1149 nucleotides. RefSeq names its product vesicle-associated membrane protein 714. The coding region runs from base 126 to 788 and encodes 220 amino acids. Gene Ontology annotation, biological process: vesicle-mediated transport. NCBI's taxonomy places the organism in Eukaryota, Viridiplantae, Streptophyta, Magnoliopsida, Fabales, Fabaceae. Gene Ontology annotation, cellular component: membrane. The transcript has 4 exons. The record is from RefSeq and is a predicted model, not a curated record.
UCAACGUUUUGCUUUGAUAAGAACAUCGUUGUGGUUCCCAUGGGAACCGGAAGAUCUAGCUAGAAAAGGAGGAGGGAGGAGCAGCAGAGAACUUUCUCCGUAAUCUUCUGGAAAGUUCUUCGCGGAUGGCGAUCCUCUACGCUUUGGUGGCCAGAGGCACGGUGGUGCUGGCGGAGUUCAGCGCCGUCACCGGCAACACAGGCGCCGUGGCCCGCCGCAUACUCGAGAAGAUUCCGGCGGAGUCCGACUCCAGGCUUUGCUUCUCUCAGGAUCGCUAUAUCUUUCACAUACUCCGAUCCGAUGGCGUAACCUACCUCUGUAUGGCCAACGACGCCUUUGGAAGGAGAAUCCCUUUCUCGUACUUGGAAGAUAUCCAAAUGAGGUUCAUGAAGAACUACGGCAGAGUUGCCAAUUAUGCACCAGCUUAUGCAAUGAAUGAUGAGUUUUCAAGGGUUUUGCAUCAGCAAAUGGAAUUUUUUUCUAGUAAUCCUAAUGUCGAUACCCUCAGUCGUGUACGGGGUGAAGUUGGUGAGAUACGCACUAUCAUGGUGGACAACAUUGAGAAAAUAUUAGAGAGAGGUGACCGGAUUGAGCUUCUUGUUGAUAAGACAGCAACAAUGCAAGACAGUGCAUUUCACUUUAGGAAACAGUCAAAGGGCCUUCGAAGAGCUCUUUGGAUGAAAAAUUUUAAACUCCUGGCGCUAUUGACAUGUCUGAUUGUUGUCUUUCUUUACUUUAUAAUUGCUGUUUGUUGUGGAGGUGUCACUCUACCGUCCUGCAGAUCCUAAUUGUCACUGCUGCUUUAUAUUUUCUGAGCUCUGCAAUUAUCGAGAUAUUUUCUGUCAAUAUGUACAUUGGAGGGCACUUUGAUAUUCCAGAUAGCCGAGUGGGAAAAUUUGACAAAGGGUCCAGAAACAGUUUCAUAUAUUUUCUUGCUUAUGUCGUUCUUGGUUCUGUAUUAUAAAAGUAGUGCUGAAGCCUAACAGGGUACUAUUCUAUGAUUAUGGGGCAUCUUUCUGUAAAUGUAUAUUUUUACUAUCUUUUAUAUUCUAGCUUUAAAUUAUUAUUAUUUUUAAUUUAAUGCAAUUUAUUUGUAUACAUAAUGGCCUUUUUUAUGUGAUGGAACCAGAUUAUUGAAGGUCCAUCAUU